Penicillium roqueforti is the source of this 735-nucleotide messenger RNA. RefSeq lists its product as uncharacterized. NCBI's taxonomy places the organism in Eukaryota, Fungi, Ascomycota, Eurotiomycetes, Eurotiales, Aspergillaceae. The record is from RefSeq and is a predicted model, not a curated record. The coding region runs from base 1 to 735 and encodes 244 amino acids. The transcript is spliced from 3 exons.
AUGCUUCCGAAAACACCUGCUGAAACACUAGCGAGUCUGGGUUUUGACCCGCAACUUCUCGAAUACCCUUUUCCCGCAGAGACGGGGUGGUGUAUCCACUGCUUCAGGGUAUCACUGCGUGCCUGGGACGAGACGAAGUGGGGUCAACCCUUCAAGGUGAACUGCAUUCGCGAUCCAGUCACCUCGAAGCGUUGCCAAAGAUGCUGCCAUGCCCGCCAUAGGUGUGAACUUCCUUACGAAGGCAUCCGGGGCCACGGGUUCGAACUUCAGGCAUUGCUGGAAUGGGUCCAGGAGAUCUGGAUCAACGAGGAAUCCGGGAUUGGCAAAGGCGAGGAUGUGGGCUUAGUACACGACAUCGAGAUUGUCAACGCCGUUGCAGGGGCGGUUCGAGACCUCUGCUCGGCUCUCGAUUGUCUGAUCAAAUCCCACGGCAAGGCCCACAGCCUCGCGGGCCGGCAUGGUGGAGAUGCCCAUGCGUCUUUCCAGGCUCCGUCUUCGCUUGGUCUCCGGAGCGAUGGCACGCCGCAUCCGAAGCUCGUCCAAUUCGAGCAUGCGGCUCGCCAGUACCUCCGUCUCGAGACCCAGUUUGCCCUGCCUUGGUACAUCGAAGUCCUCGCGCUCAAGCAAACCAUCGAGGCGCUGAUUCGGGAGAAGUAUGACCACAGCGAUCCCAACAUCGCUCGCUGGUACAAGGACAUGAUGGCGGCAUUUCCUUUGGCUAUUCCUCUGCUGUAA